AAAAUAAGCUAUUCCAUUGGGUAAAGUUGCAGUUAAAGUUGCAGAGUAAUGUGUAGGUCCUUAAAGUGAGCUUUUUCAUUGGACAAAAUUGAAUGUGAUGUCACAACGAGUAUUCGCCAAUCAGACAUAGAACGUUACAAAAUCUAAUUUGCAUAUUGCAUUAUAAAAUGGACGUACUGGGAGAUCCUUCUUUUUCCUGACAUCUUGUAAUUAUUGUCAGUCAUGCCUGAGCCAGCCAAGUCGGCUCCGGCCCCGAAGAAGGGCUCCAAGAAGGCGGUGACCAAGGCGCAGAAGAAGGACGGCAAGAAGCGCAAGCGCAGCCGCAAGGAGAGCUACUCCGUGUACGUGUACAAGGUGCUGAAGCAGGUCCACCCGGACACCGGUAUCUCGUCCAAGGCCAUGGGCAUCAUGAAUUCGUUCGUGAACGAUAUUUUCGAGCGCAUCGCGGGCGAGGCGUCGCGCCUGGCUCACUACAACAAGCGCUCGACCAUCACAUCCAGGGAGAUCCAGACGGCCGUGCGCCUGCUGCUGCCCGGAGAACUGGCCAAGCACGCCGUGUCUGAGGGCACCAAGGCCGUCACCAAGUAUACCAGCUCCAAGUGAGCCACUGGCUGCUUGAUCAGACUCCAGCACUUCCAAAGGCUCUUUUCAGAGCCAUCCACGGUUUCCAAAGAGAACUGGCACUUAGUUUAUGUAACUUUAGAAGUAGAUAAAAGCAGUAUUGGGCUUCCCCGGUG
Bubalus bubalis (water buffalo) is the source of this 737-nucleotide messenger RNA. RefSeq names its product histone H2B type 1-C/E/F/G/I. Gene Ontology annotation, molecular function: structural constituent of chromatin; protein heterodimerization activity; DNA binding. The coding region runs from base 223 to 603 and encodes 126 amino acids. The transcript has a single exon. Gene Ontology annotation, cellular component: nucleosome. The record is from RefSeq and is a predicted model, not a curated record. NCBI's taxonomy places the organism in Eukaryota, Metazoa, Chordata, Mammalia, Artiodactyla, Bovidae.